AUGGCGUCAAGUGUAUCACGCGUGCUACUGGGACCUGCGCACGAAGCGCUCGUGGAACGUAUCCUACUGCAUCUGGACUUGGAGUCGGUGCUGUCGGCGGCCAAGCUACCACUUCGUGCCGCGUACUAUGGCUUUCCUUCCAGCUACAUCGACUUUGACCACCCCCUCUUCGGUGUUGCGCCUUCGCCCUUUGAGAUGAUCGAAAGGUGUAUCGGCGUACAGAGAGGCUGGCAGAACCUCAAGCCCAAGGCCAUAAAGCUGAUCACCCAGCCAACCAUGACGAUCCAGCAGCUUGUGCCCACCUGUGGCCUGGUCAUCAUGGCGGGCACUACACUUCAGCAGCAGUGCUCUGGCCGCGGCAACGACCUUUACGGCUGGGUUGUGCGCGACCUGUACUCUCUGCGCGAUGGCAACGCCGCCAAAGGUGCACCGUCGUUUUCUGCCACCUGUGACACUGCCUUUCAAUGCCUGGCUGCCUCCCGUGAGGACAACAUGGUCGCCACCGCCAGCAUCACGCGCAAUGGCAGCACCGUCGACGUCACGAUACGGUUCUACAUUCUCGAGCCCACCGACAAGCACCAGUGGAAUGACGGUGAUGACAUUGUCGCUGUCCCCCAUCCGGCAGCGGCCACCAUCUCGUUCAAUGAGAAUGUUCGAGACCCUCCGGACCAAAUGUUGGCAGAGUUACCGGACUUUGCCACCCCCACCUUUCAGCUUGGCCCCGACGGUUCGUUGAUGCUCAGCAUUGGGUACCCCCAGAGCACGAGAAUGUGGAACUGGCGUACAGGGACUCAGACCAUGUCCUUCUUAGGGGUUACGAAACCUUUCCUGGCACACCCGGUGUCCCGCUGGGGCCAAACGAGCUACUCUGUUUGGGGUCUUCCCAGGGAACAGCAGGCAUGGCUGGUGACUGCUUCCGCCUACUUCAAUCUGCCAUCGCGGCAGAAAUGUCGACUCGCCCAGAGCCUUGGUUCCGCCACCUGCCUUGCAGCGACACCACACACCGGAAUGCCGUUGUGGCAGGGCGGUUUCACCCGCCCAGUGUGGCCAACGGUGGUAGGACUGCUGGAUGAGUUACAGCAGGCAUCCCGGCAGUGGGUGGACCAAGGCGUUCAGAGCCUCAGCAUGCCUCUCGAAACGUUUUCCGACAACGUCGACGUCAACAUAUGGUCCGAGUUCGCGCACACUGCCAUAUCAGGGUAUCGUGCGGUCACUGUACACCUCCAGAGUGGCCUUCAUGAAGGGCAGUUCGACUUCAGCUUGCAUCUCACCGACUGGCGAGUCCGGGCCGAACGAUACAAAGAUUCCAUUCACACUGGGCCAUUUGGCGGACGCCCAGCAUGCACCGUGCCUCUCCCUCCGCUGCCCGUGCCCGACGACCCGUUUGUACGGCGCCCAUCAUUCGCGGUGCCUCUAUCGCCACCCCCGCUACUCGACGCUGUACCUCGGCAGCAUAACGAAGCAGAGUGGAUCGCUCUGGGUUCCCCGUGGGACCGCACUGUACCGGCAGCCAACGUGCUUCACACGCUCAUCCCCAACUACGUUAUUCGACACCGAGGGCAAAAGCGCACGGUUGCCAACAUCUUUCUCGGGGUUGACCUCCAUGAAGGCGACAUUGAAUAG
Messenger RNA from Apiotrichum porosum, 1623 nucleotides. RefSeq lists its product as uncharacterized. The record is from RefSeq and is a predicted model, not a curated record. The coding region runs from base 1 to 1623 and encodes 540 amino acids. NCBI's taxonomy places the organism in Eukaryota, Fungi, Basidiomycota, Tremellomycetes, Trichosporonales, Trichosporonaceae. The transcript is spliced from 4 exons.